Brassica napus (rape) is the source of this 793-nucleotide messenger RNA. Its product is annotated as CLAVATA3/ESR (CLE)-related protein 26-like. The coding region runs from base 248 to 550 and encodes 100 amino acids. The record is from RefSeq and is a predicted model, not a curated record. The transcript is spliced from 2 exons. NCBI's taxonomy places the organism in Eukaryota, Viridiplantae, Streptophyta, Magnoliopsida, Brassicales, Brassicaceae.
AAAGUUAACCCAUAUUAAAGAGAAUAAAAACCAUCGAACAUAUAAAGAACACCAACCAUCCUAACUCAUCAAAGUGAUAAGACUCUAUCUCUCUCAUGCUUUUGUUCUCACUCUUCUUUGUUCUCUAUUAUAGUUUCAAAUAGAAAAAUCGAAUAAAACCUACUAAUUCGAUCGAUGUUAGUUUCUGUCCUUAUUUCCACCAACCAACGAAGAUAGGACCCAAACAAAACCCACAAGGCUAGAAACCAUGCGAAAUCUCCAAUCCCUUCGUCUCCAGUUGUUUUCUCGUACACUAUUUACGGUCGGUUUAGUCACUCUUCUAAUGAUCGAUGCGUUUGCAUUACAAAACAACAACGAAGCCGACACAACAAAAGAGACUACUACCAUUAUGUCGAUGAAAAACUCCAUUACACACGGUAAGGAGCAUGAAGAUGGAACAAGACAUGGUGAUCUUAGCUACGCUGGCAGCAAAAGAAAAGUGCCUCGUGGAUCCGAUCCUAUACAUAACAGGAGAGCAGGAAAAUCAAGACGGCCACCGGGAAGAGCAUAAGUACAGUGAAAGCUUGGGGAAGAGAGAGAAGUAUUUGUUGGCAUAUAGGUCUUGUAAAAUGUUGCUAGAUUCUCUUUUCCUGUUCAUUUGGGAUCGAAUCUUUUAAAUAUGCUCAAAAUAUUUGUGACCCUACACUUCUGUUUCUUUGAAUGUUUUCUUUUUGUACCUAGCGAAGAAAUAUUAUUGAGUUAGCAAGAGGAAGCCCUAUAUAAGUAUAAACAUUUUAUACAAUUGCACUUCUUA